Molecule: messenger RNA, 717 nt
Organism: Trichoderma harzianum CBS 226.95
Lineage: Eukaryota; Fungi; Ascomycota; Sordariomycetes; Hypocreales; Hypocreaceae
Exons: 4
Coding region: 1-717 (238 amino acids)
Biological process (GO): protein depalmitoylation
Cellular component (GO): cytoplasm
Molecular function (GO): palmitoyl-(protein) hydrolase activity; carboxylic ester hydrolase activity
Source: RefSeq, a predicted model, not a curated record
AUGGUAGACAAGGGAAAAUCAGUUGCUCUUCGGACAGACCCCGUCGUCGUCGAAGCCUUGGCUGAACACACGACAACGGUGAUAUUCAUCCAUGGGUUAGGCGAUACACCAGACAUACCACUUGGGUCGGUCGAGCACUGGAGAGGCAACGGCCAACUCGACCACGUUAAAUUUGUGCUUCCCUAUGCGCCUGUGAUUGCAUUCACCGCAAAAGGGGGAGUAUCGAUGCCCGCGUGGUUUGAUAUUCAAGUCUACGACGGCUCUCCAGAUGCGCUUCAGACCGAUGAAGACGUAGACGGUAUUUUCGCCAGCAGAGACUACAUCCAAAGUCUCAUCAACGAUGAAAUCAGCGCUGGUACACCCGCAAACCGCAUCAUCGUUGCCGGCUUUUCUCAGGGCGGGGUGGUAGCUGUUCUCGCCGGCCUGACGUUCCCACAGACUCUCGCUGGCGUCGUGCUGCUCUCGGCAUGGCUACCGCUGAUCGAAAACUUCAUGGAAUAUGUACCCGAAGAUAAUGCAAGCAAGGAGACGCCCAUCUUUUUGGGUCACGGCAUAGAAGACCGCAUGGUAACGCUGGGGUUGGCCAAGAAGAGCCGAGAUGCGUUGACGGCGAUGGGAUUUUCAAUCUCGUGGGAUGUAUAUCCCGGACUGGGUCAUGCGACUUGCGAGGACGAGCUGGACGAUGUAGAGGCCUUUAUCGACGAGAACUUGUCUUAG